GUCUGUCUCUCUCUCAUCUCAAUAUUUACCAUAGAGAGAGAGAGAGAGAUAAGAGGAAUCUCAUUCUCACAAGAAAUAGGCAGCCACAGUAUAGCUCAUCAUCAUCAUCAUCAACGAGUUGAAGAAGAGAUGAAGAAUGAUUAAAUGAAGCCACUUCCACUUAAACUAAAGCUAACACCAGCACAUACUUUUCUCCUUCAAUUCAUUCUCUGUAUACCUCUCUCUCUCUCUCUCUCCACAGUUCAUCAUCAUCUACAGCAAUUACACGCACAACACACAGUGUUCUUUCUUGCAAUCUGCAGUGUGAAAAAUGAGCCCUGAAGACUCCUUAAGAUCUCUCUCCUUGGACUACCUCAAUCUGCUCAUCAACGGUCAGGCUUUCAGCGAUGUGACCUUCAGCGUAGAGGGCCGUCUCGUCCAUGCCCACAGGUGCAUCUUAGCAGCCCGAAGCCUGUUCUUCAGGAACUUCUUCUGCGGGCCCGACUCUCAGUCGUCGGGCCUGGACCCGUUGAGAAUGGGCCCCGGUACGGGCUCUCCCAGAGGCCCCAUCACACAGGUGAUACCGGUGAACUCUGUGGGAUAUGAGGUUUUCUUGUUGCUUCUGCAGUUCUUGUACAGUGGGCAUGUUUCGAUUGUACCCCAGAAGCAUGAGCCACGGUCUAAUUGUGGGGAGAGGGGUUGCUGGCACACACAUUGCUCCUCCGCCGUUGAUCUUGCUCUUGCCCUCGCAGCCGCUAGAUCUUUUGGUGUCGAACAACUUGCUUUGCUUACUCAGAAACAAUUGGAAAGCAUGGUAGAGAAAGCAUCAAUUCAAGAUGUGAUGAAGGUUUUAAUAGCUUCAAGAAAACAAGAAUUGCACCAACUUUGGACUACUUGUUCUCAUCUAGUAGCAAAAUCAGGCCUCCCACCGGAAAUCCUAGCCAAACACCUCCCUGUCGACGUUGUCGCAAGAAUUGAAGAGCUCCGCCUCAAGUCCUCCCUCGCCCACCGCUCCCUCCUCCCUCCCCACCAUCACCAUCAUCACCACCUAGGCGCCGCCGCUGACCUUGAGGAGCAGAAAAUCAGGCGAAUGAGGCGGGCCCUUGACUCCUCCGACGUCGAACUCGUCAAGCUCAUGGUCAUGGGAGAAGGUCUCAAUCUUGAUGAAGCAUUAGCACUGCAUUACGCAGUAGAGAAUUGCAGCCGGGAAGUAGUGAAAGCUCUGCUCGAACUCGGCGCAGCCGAUGUUAACUACCCGGCGGGUCCGGGGCCGGCGGGCAAAACCCCACUUCAUAUCGCCGCAGAGAUGGUGUCGCCGGACAUGGUGGCGGUGCUCCUGGACCACCACGCUGAUCCCAAUUGCCGAACCGUUGAUGGGAUCACUCCGUUGGAUGUGCUCCGAACCCUAACAUCAGAUUUUCUCUUCAAAGGCGCCGUUCCAGGGUUAGCCCAUAUCGAGCCCAACAAGCUGAGGCUUUGUCUUGAGCUGGUGCAGUCAGCAGCAAUGGUGAUCUCGAGGGAGGCGGAGAACGCGAGUGCGCCGUCGUCCACCGCCGUUUAUGCACCGAACGGUGAUGAUCAUGGUAGCAGCGCAAGCAGCGGCGGAGCUAACAUGGCAGCGGCCGCCGCAAUGAAUCGACGUGGGACUUCAAUGUACCAUCAUCACUCCCAUGAUCAUCAGUAUUAACACAUCCUCUCUCUCUCUCUCUCUCUCCCCUCCUCCCUCUCUCUCUCUCUCUAUAUAUACAGAACUGUUUUGAGUAAUAUGGGAUGGAAGAUCUGCAAAAGGGUAGUUUGAGAAUGCAAGGAGAUGACAAUUAGUUGAUUUUGAUAUUUGAGGGCUUUGGUUUUUUUAUU
This is a messenger RNA of Sesamum indicum (sesame), 1836 nucleotides long. Its product is annotated as BTB/POZ domain and ankyrin repeat-containing protein NBCL-like. NCBI's taxonomy places the organism in Eukaryota, Viridiplantae, Streptophyta, Magnoliopsida, Lamiales, Pedaliaceae. Gene Ontology annotation, cellular component: nucleus. Gene Ontology annotation, biological process: induced systemic resistance, jasmonic acid mediated signaling pathway; plant organ development; regulation of DNA-templated transcription. Gene Ontology annotation, molecular function: protein binding; transcription cis-regulatory region binding. The record is from RefSeq and is a predicted model, not a curated record.